Ceraceosorus bombacis is the source of this 563-nucleotide messenger RNA. The record is from the annotation of a GenBank genome assembly. NCBI's taxonomy places the organism in Eukaryota, Fungi, Basidiomycota, Exobasidiomycetes, Ceraceosorales, Ceraceosoraceae.
UCAGCAGUCACCAGCGCCAUUCUUGAUUCGUGAUUCACGAGUGAUUGGCUGCGUGGUGGCAGAGCCACGUGCAGAUGCACGAUCCGCCGCGAUGCGCUCGACGCACAGGACACCUAAAUCCAUAUCGUAUAGGCAGGACGGUGACUUCCGGGCUCAAUCUGCACUCACACACUGGUUCGAUCGAGCUUGAUGAGACUUUUUUUAUUCGUCGUGCACUCAGACUGCGUAUGGUGAAUGCUGCAAUCACGAAUCAGUGAAUGGGAACCUUUCCGCACAUCUCUCAUCAAUCAAGAGUUGUGCUCCAUGUCUGUCGCCUGUUCUUUGACGUCGAGCACGCAGACCUCUCUGGGCGGUGCCUCAUGAACCACUGGCACUCACGUUUGGCUUGACUCAACAUCACUUGUACUCCAGACGCGUCCAUCUGUCCAGCGACCACGCGGACGAACGACCAUCACGACACUAUCACGACAUUCGCCAACGCAAAACAUGGUCCUCUGAGCUGGUCCAGAGAAUUUGCCUCAUCGAAUCUCCAGCUCAAGCUGCUCCAUAUUUUGUCUCAAGAU